AUGGUAGAUACUUCUGUGUUACCCGAAGAAGAUGUACCCGAGAGUACUGAAGAACAGAACGCCACUUCAAAGAAACAUGAUAUACGCUUCUGGGCAAUUUUCCCGGGACUCUGUCUCACGGCUAUUCUGACCUCACUGGAAUCCACUAUUCUCGCAACUGCUUUGCCAACAAUCGUCAGCGACCUUCAUGCUUCAACGUUGUCUGUGUGGGCUAUCAAUGCAUACACCCUCACAUACACCGCGGUCCAACCUUUAUUUGGACAGACUGCAGAUCUCUUUGGCAGAAAAUCGAGCAUUGUGACUUCUCUUGCCUUGUUCCUGAUCGGAUCCGGUGUUUGUGGUACGGCUAACAAUGUAGCAACGCUGGUUGCGGGUCGAGCAAUCCAAGGACUGGGAGGAGGGGGAAUCAGUAUCUUACCGCCAAUGGUCGUCAGUGACUUGGUACCCCUAAGAGAAAGACCGAAAUAUAGCGCCGUCAUUCUGGGUGCUACCGCCAUGGGUACGUUUCUUGGGCCGAUUGUUGGCGGGACCAUGAUAGAUCACAUUGGUUGGAGAUGGGUGUUUUGGUUCAAUCUCCCUAUUGCAGGAGUUGCAAUUGGUUUGGUGGGCGUGUUUAUGAAAGUCAACCACGGCCGAACGGCGUCUAUAUGGAAACAGCUUUCUCAGAUAGACUACGUGGGAAAUAUUUGGUUGAUGACCUCGGUAGCUUCAGUGCUCUGGGCCCUUUCAACGGGAAGUGGUGACCAUGCGUGGACUUCAUGGCGAACAUUGCUUACGCUCUUACUAGGAAUUUUCGGCAUUCCGGUCUUUAUCUUGUUUGAGUCAUCCAAAUAUUGCCCAGUACCAACUGUCCCAAUCCGCCUUUUCAAACACCCAACUUCCGCCUUGGGAUUUUUGGCGAGCUUUCUAAAUGGCGUAUGCAAUCAGUUCUCAUUCCCCUUUACAAACCUUCUCCUAUCAAUGAAUCUUCGUUGCCUGAAUAGAAGCAGUACUAACUUUCGCAGGUUAACAUAUAUUGGGCGAUAUACUUCCUGCCAGUCUAUUUCCAGGCAGUGUUACAAGCAACGCCCCAGCAAUCGGGUAUCAAUAUUCUUCCAAUUCUAAUACCAAUCAUUCCUUCAGGGAUUUGUGGAGGCUUUUUGAUCUCCAAGACCGGUAGAUACAAACCUAGCCAGAUCAUGGGCUUCUCGCUUGCAUCCAUUGCUUUAGGAUGCUUUGCAACUCUCGAUCGGGGUUCGCCAGUAGCUCUCUGGAUUGUUGUUCAAAUCAUCUUUGCUGCUGGGGCUGGUCUCUGUAUAACGUCUGCUCUUCCCACCAUUCAAGCUCCUUUACUUGAGUCGGACGUUGGAGCUGCAACAGCGGUUUGGGGGUUUGCCCAGGGGAUGGGAUUCAUUUGUGGAAUGGCAAUACCAACCAGCAUAUUUGAGUCCAAGUUUAGGACUUUGCUACCGACUCUUGAAGAUGUCUUGGUGAGAGAAACACUGAGAACUGGGGGUGCGUACGAGCAUGCUUCGCAUAAGUUCAUCGGAUCAUUGGGUGGAGCUGUUCAAGAACAGGUAGUCACUGCCUUCGAGAUUAGUUUGAAGCUCGUUUGGGAGGUGGGUGUAGCGUUCUCCAUUCUUGGUGUAGUAGCAGGUCUGGUUGUGAAGGAGGUUUCAAUGAGGGAGACUUUAGAGACUCGUUAUGGAUUGGAAAACAUUGACAAAGUGUCAGACCCAGAGGUUCCUCAAACCAAAGCUGCCGAUUCCUCAGAAUCUGUAGAUCCAAUAAACGAGAAAGACUCUAGAUAG
Molecule: messenger RNA, 1790 nt
Organism: Hymenoscyphus albidus
Lineage: Eukaryota; Fungi; Ascomycota; Leotiomycetes; Helotiales; Helotiaceae
Source: the annotation of a GenBank genome assembly